AUGUUCGGAGGCAGAUCUGCGAAGAAACAGCAAUCCGUCCAUCCAAUGGUCGAAACAGCUUAUCGUGUGGCCAUGGAUAGUGGUGAAAUGGAUGCUAUGGUAAGCUUAUACUUCCUUUCGAUACUGGUGAUAGAGCAAGGCUGGCUUGAACUUGAUAACGCACUUGCAGUCCUCAAGCACUGCGAAGAUCCGGAUCUCCAGGCAACCUUACGAGAGCAGUUCCAAGAAGUUGAUAGCGUUGACAAGAGAUGGCAAUUGCUGAAGCGACGAUUUGACGAUAAGUAUCGAAGAGAGAUGACGCAAGCUAAACAAGUUGUCCCCGAGUAUCAUGAGCAAAAACAGCGUUAUUUUCUGCAGAGCGUUAGCGGACCCAGUAAAAACUUCCUACGAUGGUUUGUUCUGUGGCAUGCUUACCCUCGACUGGAUGUGAAUGUUUCGACAGGUAAGUUUUUUUCAAAUAUCGGUAACAUUGAUAAUAAGUUUCGUACAGGCUUGAACCAUUUGUUGAAAUCACCUUUCUGCAUUCAUCCAAAGACUGGUAACGUUGCCGUUCCCUUGGAUGUGAGCAAAAUUGGCAACUUUGACGUGAAGUCUUGUCCUCGUGUUGAGUGA
Molecule: messenger RNA, 612 nt
Organism: Cylicostephanus goldi
Lineage: Eukaryota; Metazoa; Nematoda; Chromadorea; Rhabditida; Strongylidae
Source: the annotation of a GenBank genome assembly